AUCCCAUUUUGCUCGGCAAAACAGGCCCGCAUUGCACAGAGCUCGCUCCAGCCCGACCCGACGCUCAAGCCCAGCGAGCUGCAGGCUGUUUACACCGUCGACGACAACGUCCUCACCAUCACGUUCGACGGAGUUUCCGAGAGAGCGAUUAGGGUCGCGGCGAACAACACCAUCGAGAACCUGAAAACGGUGAUUGAGUGUUUGGAAGAGUUUGAAAUUAAGUCUUGUUAA
Messenger RNA from Ogataea polymorpha, 231 nucleotides. RefSeq lists its product as uncharacterized. Gene Ontology annotation, cellular component: EKC/KEOPS complex. Lineage: Eukaryota; Fungi; Ascomycota; Pichiomycetes; Pichiales; Pichiaceae. The annotation marks the transcript as partial. The record is from RefSeq and is a predicted model, not a curated record. The transcript has a single exon.